CUCGGCAACGCGGGGGCGGAGCCACAUGACUGGCAGUGGCAUCUGCGAUGGCGGCUGCGUCGGGGUCAGUUCUGCAGCGCUGUAUCGUGUCGCCGGCUGGGAGGCAUAGCGCCUCUCUGAUCUUCCUACAUGGCUCAGGUGAUUCUGGACGAGGUUUAAGAAUGUGGAUCAAGCAGGUUUUAAAUCAAGAUUUAACAUUCCAACACAUAAAAAUUAUUUAUCCAACAGCUCCUCCCAGAUCCUAUACUCCUAUGAAAGGAGGAAUCUCCAAUGUAUGGUUUGACAGAUUUAAAAUAUCCAAUGACUGCCCAGAACACCUUGAAUCAAUUGAUGUCAUGUGUCAAGUGCUUACUGAUUUGAUUGAUGAUGAAGUAAAAAGUGGCAUCAAGAAGAACAGGAUAUUAAUAGGAGGAUUUUCUAUGGGAGGAUGCAUGGCAAUGCAUUUAGCAUAUAGAAAUCAUCAAGAUGUGGCAGGAGUGUUUGCUCUUUCUAGUUUUCUGAAUAAAGCAUCUGCUGUUUACCAGGCUCUUCAGAAAAGUAAUGGUGUACUUCCUGAAUUAUUUCAGUGUCAUGGUACUGCAGAUGAGUUAGUUCUUCAUUCUUGGGCAGAAGAGACAAACUCAAUGUUAAAAUCCCUAGGAGUGACCACCAAGUUUCAUAGUUUUCCAGAUGUUUACCAUGAGCUAAGCAAAACUGAGUUAGACAAACUGAAGUCAUGGAUUCUUACAAAGCUGCCAGAAGAAACAUAAAAGCAAAAAUGAAUGAAUCAAGAGUGAUUGUUAACAUACGUGUAAUGUCUUUGUGAAAAGUGAUUUUUACUGCCAAAUUAUAAUGAUAAUUAAAAUAUUAAGAAAUCUCAAUUUCCUGACUUAUUUAUUAUUAAAAUGCUUAUCACUGUAGAGAGUAGCUAGUCUUAUUAAUGAAAAUCAAUAGACAAACAUCUGUGCAUAAUUUUUCCGACUCAAUUCUGCAAAUAUUUGGAAACCUUUUAAGUAUUUAAAUGUUUAAAUUUUUGAAAUAAAGUAUUUUUAACUAAUAUAAAUAAGGACAAUGAAAAAACAUGAAAGGAGUUAGGAUAGUGUUAUUUUAUCUUUUCUACAACUGUAUUUAAAUUACCUUUCCAAAAAUAUUUGUGUUCGUGUAAUUUUCCACAGAAUAACAUUAAUACUCUAUAAAGCUAUUUCACAUUAUCUCAUCUGAUCCUCACAAGAGCUUUGUGCAGUAAGCUGAGUAGUUGUUAUUGGUAUUUAAUAAUGACGAUGGAGAGAGGGGUUAAAGACUUUCCCACAGCUUCCAGGUCAACACAAGAAAUUCAGGUUUCCUGAUUCUCAGUGGAGCUCUAUUCCUGUUAACCCAAAUUGCUGCUCUGUUUUAGGUCUCAAUCUUAUCUGUAAAAUGAUACUAAUAAUACUUAUCCUAUGGGAUUUUUAUUGAGAUUUGAAUAAAUAAAUAGCCAGAAACCAGUACAUGAUAAACACUCAAUAAAGAUUAACCAUAAGGAGAGUCAUGAUCUGAUUCCAGGAAUAUAUUGUUAAAUAAUGACCGAAAAAUGAAAUUGUAUUACUUCAAUGAAAAUACUAUAAAUAAUAUUUUCAUAUAUUAGUUGGUUCUCUCUCAGGCAUAUAUCUCAUUUUAUUUGAUCCUCACAACUUUUUAAGUUUGAUAAAAUGUACAUUAUCCCUAUUUGUGUAAAUAGAAUCAUGCAAUGUCUGCCCACUUGCAUUCAACAAAAUUAUCUUGAGAUUUUUCCAUGUCGUGUGCAUUAAUAGUUAUCUGUUUUAUUGCUCAGUAGUACAUUGUGUGGAUGUAUCACUGUUUGUUUAUAUAUUCACCACUGACAGAUACUUAGGUUGCUUCCAUCCAGUAUGAGGCUGUAAUAAAUAAAGCUGCUAUGAAUUCAUG
Molecule: messenger RNA, 1902 nt
Organism: Saimiri boliviensis boliviensis (Bolivian squirrel monkey)
Lineage: Eukaryota; Metazoa; Chordata; Mammalia; Primates; Cebidae
Gene: LYPLAL1
Product: lysophospholipase like 1
Biological process (GO): protein depalmitoylation
Cellular component (GO): cytoplasm
Molecular function (GO): palmitoyl-(protein) hydrolase activity; carboxylic ester hydrolase activity
Source: RefSeq, a predicted model, not a curated record